AUGUCUCUUUCCAACAAGCUCGCCAUCACUGACGUUGACCUCAAGGGCAAGCGUGUCCUGAUCCGGGUUGACUUCAACGUCCCUCUCAACGCUGAGAAGCAAAUCACCAACAACCAGCGUAUCGUUGGUGCCCUCCCCACCAUCAAAUAUGCCGUUGAGCACGGUGCCAAGGCCGUCAUUCUGAUGUCCCACUUGGGCCGUCCCGACGGCAAGCGCAAUGAGAAGUACUCUCUUAAGCCCGUUGUCCCCGAGCUCGAGAAGCUGCUCGGCCGCAGUGUCAUCUUCACCAAUGACUCCGUGGGCAAGGAGGUCGAGGAGACCGUCAACAAGGCCACUGGUGGCCAGAUCAUUCUCCUUGAGAACUUGCGAUUCCACAUUGAGGAGGAAGGCUCCGCCAAGGAUGCUGAGGGCAAGAAGCACAAGGCUGACCCCACCGCCGUUACUGAGUUCCGCAAGGGCCUCACCGCUCUUGGUGAUGUCUACAUCAACGACGCUUUCGGCACUGCUCACCGUGCCCACAGCUCCAUGGUCGGUGUCGACCUUCCCCAGAAGGCCUCCGGCUUCCUCGUGAAGAAGGAGCUCGACUACUUUGCCCAGGCUCUUGAGAACCCCAAGCGACCCUUCCUUGCCAUCCUCGGUGGUGCCAAGGUCUCCGACAAGAUCCAGCUCAUUGACAACCUUAUCUCCAAGGUUGACAAGCUCAUCAUUUGCGGUGGUAUGGCUUUCACCUUCAAGAAGACUCUCCAGGGCAUGCCCAUUGGUGAGUCGCUCUUCGACGAGGCCGGCAGCAAGACUGCCAAGGACCUCGUCGAGAAGGCCAAGGCCAAGGGUGUCGAGAUUGUUCUCCCCGUCGACUUCACCACCGCCGACAAGUUCGCUGCUGAUGCCAAGACCGGCUACGCCACCGACGAGCAGGGUAUCCCUGACGGCUGGAUGGGUCUUGACUGCGGACCCAAGUCCUCUGAGCUCUUUAAGAAGACCAUUGAUGAGUCUGCCACCAUCCUCUGGAACGGUCCCGCUGGUGUCUUCGAGUUUGAGGCCUUCUCCAAGGGUACUCGCGCCACCAUGGACGCUGCCGUCGCUGCCGCCCAGAACGGAAAGAUUGUGAUCAUUGGCGGUGGUGACACUGCUACCGUUGCCGCCAAGUACGGCGUUGAGAGCAAGCUCUCUCACGUCUCCACUGGUGGUGGAGCUUCCCUUGAGCUUCUUGAGGGCAAGGCUCUCCCUGGUGUCGUUGCUCUCUCGAGCAAAUAA
Xylona heveae TC161 is the source of this 1254-nucleotide messenger RNA. Its product is annotated as phosphoglycerate kinase. Gene Ontology annotation, biological process: gluconeogenesis; glycolytic process. NCBI's taxonomy places the organism in Eukaryota, Fungi, Ascomycota, Xylonomycetes, Xylonales, Xylonaceae. The record is from RefSeq and is a predicted model, not a curated record. Bases 1 to 1254 code for a protein of 417 amino acids. The transcript has 4 exons. Gene Ontology annotation, molecular function: ATP binding; ADP binding; phosphoglycerate kinase activity. Gene Ontology annotation, cellular component: cytosol.